AUGUUGCGUUCACGACUGGGUGCUAGCUCGCGGAUGGCCCUCGCAUCGCUUGGGCGCCCCGCCAACGCCACCCCCCUCCGCGCCCCUCUCCUCCUUGCUACAUUUUCUGCGAGUGCGAGGCGGCACCUGUCCCUUCCAGCAAUCAACGAGGCGCUCUCGGCUUCCAACAUCCCCACGUCCCAGCUCCCGCCGUCGCAGCAGCCCGGAGCGGCCAAGGAGCUCCCGAAACAUGCUGUCAUCAGCACGUUUGACCUGUUCUCGGUGGGCAUUGGACCGAGUUCGUCGCACACGGUGGGCCCGCAACGCGCAGCCAAGAUCUUUACGCACUCGCUCCCACGCGCAAUGUUUGACGACAUUCACUCGCUCAAAGUGUCGCUGCAUGGAUCGCUGGCGGCUACGGGUAUGGGACACAUGACCCCACAUGCAGUGCUGUUAGGCCUGAUGGGCGAGGAUCCCGAGACGGUCGAGGUUGGUCGACUCAACGUUGUGAUUGACGAGGUGCGGGCUGUGGGCCAGAUCGACCUGGGACUGGAUGGGGGCGAGCACCGCCGCGUGCGCUUUGACUUUGACAAGGACUUGACAUGGCACCUCAACCCCCUCCCGACGCAUCCUAACGGAAUGACGUUCACCGUCUUUGACAAGGAUGGUGACAUGUUGGCGACGAACCAGUACUUUUCCAUUGGAGGCGGCUUUGUCAUCAACAACGAGACCCAAGUCGCUGAGAACAUGUACUACCGCGACAUUCUGACUGGACAUGCCGAUGAGUGCCGGCGAGGACUUUCCACGAGCAGAGGCGAGCCCAUCGUGGCUAUCACCGACAAGGGGACUGACGGGCCUGGGACCGAGGCGGCUCUCUCCCACCGGCCAAAGUACCUCUUUGCAACGGCUGAGGAACUACACAACAUCUGCGUCGAGCACAACAUGACCAUUGCACAGGUCAUGUGGGAGAACGAGCGCGCGUUCCGGAACGAGGCGGACAUUGAGGCCGGUCUGCUGCACCUGUGGGCAACAAUGGACAGCUGCAUCCGCGCCGGCGUGACUACGACCGAGACGCACCUCCCAGGUGGGCUCAACGUCAAGCGCCGCGCACCGGGCCUCUACCGCCGCCUCCAACAGGGCUUUUACCCCUCCGUCCCAGCGCCCGUGUCCAACGCCGAUGACACGGGUACUUCAAUCACCAAGCGUGGACCACCCCCACGUAUCGGCCGCGUUGACCACCCUGUCGAGAUUGUGCCCGUCACCGCCCGCCCCCAUUUCCCAGGCAUCGAGUACCUUUCGUGUAUGGCCAUUGCUGUCAAUGAGGUGAAUGCCAGUGGCGGCCGCGUCGUAACUGCUCCGACCAACGGCGCCGCGGGCGUCAUCCCCUCCACGCUAAAGUACACGCUCGAGUUCAUCUCGACCCAGCCGCGUAGAGACACUAUGAACUUUCUCCUCACGGCGUCCGCUAUCGGCAUGCUCUUCAAGCGUGGCGCCACCAUCUCGGCCGCAGAGGGCGGGUGCAUGGCCGAAGUAGGUGUCGCUUGCUCCAUGGCCGCUGCCGGACUCGCAUCAAUCCUCGGUGCGGAACCCGCAACUAUCCUCCAGGCCGCCGAGAUCGGCAUCGAGCACAACCUCGGUCUCACUUGCGACCCGCUUGGUGGGCUCGUGCAGAUCCCCUGUAUCGAGCGCAACUCGCUCGGCGCAGUCAAGGCUGUCACGGCUGCGCAGCUCGCCAUGGCCACCAGCGGCGAGCACACCGUCUCCCUCGACGACGCCAUCGAAGCGUGUCGCACCACCGCCAUGGACAUGCACUCCCACUACAAGGAGACGAGUCUUGGAGGACUGGCCGCCAGCGUCCAGAUUCCGCUCUCCUCGCCCGCGUGCUAG
This is a messenger RNA of Cutaneotrichosporon cavernicola, 1866 nucleotides long. RefSeq lists its product as uncharacterized. Gene Ontology annotation, molecular function: 4 iron, 4 sulfur cluster binding; L-serine ammonia-lyase activity. Lineage: Eukaryota; Fungi; Basidiomycota; Tremellomycetes; Trichosporonales; Trichosporonaceae. The transcript has 6 exons. Gene Ontology annotation, biological process: gluconeogenesis. The record is from RefSeq and is a predicted model, not a curated record. Bases 1 to 1866 code for a protein of 621 amino acids.